This is a messenger RNA of Pocillopora meandrina, 3472 nucleotides long. Lineage: Eukaryota; Metazoa; Cnidaria; Anthozoa; Scleractinia; Pocilloporidae. The record is from the annotation of a GenBank genome assembly.
AUGAAAGCCCGUGCUUUUAUCAUAAUAUUCUUGAUAAUCAAACUAGAGGCCCGGCGUUGCUUCAAUACGGUCGCCAAGCAAGGUUAGUAACGCUUUUUUCCUCGUUGGUUUAAUUUUUUGUUCAAAUAAUUGGCCUCGAUCGAGACUUGCUAAAAAGAUUUUUUUUUUCGGAAUAUAUAUUUACUGAAUUUCAGAUAAGCUUAGCAGGGUAUUUUGCGUCAAGCAAACAUAAAUUAAUGGCUUAAAAUGCUUUUUAAAAUUCUUUAUUCUUUACUUUAACUUUGGACCACUUCCGAAACAUUCGCAGAUGGUACCGUCAAUCUUUUGUUCCGCGGCCUUAGCAACCGUGCGAAAAUGACCUUCGGUGGAAGCGAACACCUCCAAUGAUCUCAACGCUUCUUAUAUCUGUUAACUAAUUUGCAGAUCUAUGUCGACGUCUCUCGUUCACCAAACCAAUCGAUGCUCACGCCCUAAAAGGUCACGUGAUCAAAAAUGUUACAUUAACCGUGGGAACGCGCAAUUCUUGUAAAGGACUGUGUUUGAUGGACAACAUAUGUGACUCAUUCAACAUCGGUCAAUCAGUGCAUGGUGACCACGUGGUUUGUCAGUUGAGCGAUUCCGAUCACUCAAGGCACCCGGAAGACUUAAGGCCACGAGAAGGUUUUACCUUCAUUGGUACUAAGGUAUAUGGAAAGAAGAUACGAAGCGCCUUAAGUUGGUGGUUUAGGAAGAGGAGAGUUAUGAGGGUUCUAAUAUCUAACAGAGAGAUUUAUUCUAGUUUUGUGUUAUAAAGGAGUUACUAACUCGGGUCUCAGUUGUUUGUUGUAUUCUGUUUGCUUUUUCUGAUAUAAUGUCUUCUUUCAACUCGUAUUGCUUCACUUGCCCGUCCGUUAUCCGUAUUGGCCAUUUGGUGAGCUUAUCCUUGUUUGUCUUGUAAACUCGUUAUAACUAACUCCUGAAGGUUGUUUGUUCAUCAGAAUCUGUGUUCCAGUAACCCAUGUUUCCAUAAUGCGACCUGCUUGAAUGGAUUUACAAACAAGAAAUACCUUUGCCUUUGUCAGAGUGGCUACACUGGUGAACACUGUGAAAACGGUAACAGUAAGCACACACAAUGCCAAACAAUUGUUCAUUCCUAAGUCGUCCAUACAGAUGUUUAGAUUUUAUGGUUUUAUCUCGUUAUCUUAAUUAUCUAUUUUCAAGUAGAGAAGCGAUCUAAGAUACUUGGAGGAUCGGGUUUGAAUCCCAUCGAAGCCUGAAUUUGUUCAGGCCUUCUUUCAUCAGUUUCUUUAAUUGAUUGUAGCUCAACUGUGAGGAUAAUUCUUGUGCUUGUAUUUCAUCCGCGUUUCAAAGAAUCAUUUUUUUUAUUUUCUAAAAAUUUAUUCAUUUAUCCAUAUACAGUGUAGAUACAUAUUCGUGCUUUUAUAAAUAUCACUAGUUAUGUUUCCUCUGCACGUGCUCCGCAUCAAUGGCUUGCACUACCAAGUGUGAUUUUUAAAGAAAUGUUUGCACAGCGGUUAAAGCAGCCAGUAUUCGCUUUCCUUUUGCUAAAAUUGUGCCCUUUUGCAAACAGAUAUUGAUGAAUGCAGUUUGGGCAGCGAUGAUUGCCACGAAUUUGCGCACUGUGUAAACACCGCCGGCUCCUUUGACUGCAUUUGCAAGAUUGGACUCACUGGGGAUGGACGCAACUGUACAGGUAAGUUCGUGUUAAUGUAAUAAUAACUUUAUCUAUCCAUCCCACCAUGUGUUAUUCUCUAUCGUUCACUAAUGUUUUCAUUCUGUUUAUUUUCUAUUCAAGGACUACCUUCUUGUAAAGAACUGCACGAGAAAAACAAGUAAGUGAAAAAAUAUAUAAAAAUAAGGGGAAAUGUAGCACUCGUGCCCAGUGCCUCAUCCGUGCAGAGCUUAUCCCUGUUUCCGUUACGUGAACAAACCAGGAGUAUUUCUAUUUCAAGAAUUGAGUCAAUCGCAGGUUAUUCCCUCCUCCAACAAUUUUUUUAAGCUUCCAUCAUUACGCUACCAUGUUUCGCACAAGUGAAUAAAUUACUUGAGAGGAAUCCACUUUGGAAUGUAGUUUCCGACGAUUGAUAAAUUUUUUCGCUGUCCAUUUGUAGAGGACAAUAUCAUUGUUUGAAACUACGCGGUGAGACAAAGGAUACUUUAGUCAUGACUUCUUUGUUAGCUUCUUUUACGUGACUGAAGGUGAGGUGAUUACGUUUGAUAUGCUUGAAACUCUUCUUCUUUCUCUAGUGCUACUGGUGACCAAGCAUACAUGUUGCAGAUUGGAUCAGGGAUGGUUUACAUGUACUGCCAUAUGACGGGCCUCGGAGCAUGUGGAGGUGGUGGAUGGACGCUGGCCAUGAAGAUCGACGGUAACAAGGUGAUACUCAGGACUUCGUAAUCAAUACAGCUCAAUAUUCGUUGAAUAGUUUAAGAUCGUAACAGCUUUGACUUUAAGUAUGGGCAUCACCGGUGUUAGAAAAAUUCAUUCAUUCCUACAACAAAGCAAACCGAAACACUAUCGGAAAGAUAAAUCACCUAAAAAAAUAGUAUUUCAGCCCUGUAAAAAAACAGAAAUUAUUCGUUGUCACUCAUGUAGCAUUUUACAUUCAACUGGCUCAUUGCUCUCAGUGGCAUGUAACAGUGGCCUUAACAGGUCCUUCUAAAUCGCUUCGUCCUGGGCUAAUCUUGCAGCGUUCCGAAAACCAAUACCAACACUCCGAGUCUCUUCUAGUACCAUUCUCCUCUGAUUUGUUCGCGGACGGCCCCUUUUUCCUUCCUCCUUCUUUAGUCUAUAUCAUUUCGGUUCUUGCAUGCGUCAUCCGUAGCACAUGGCCAAACCAUUUCCAACCUCUUUGCCGUAAAUAGUUUUCAUGGUUUCUUACCUUAGAGCUUGUACAUGUAGUGGCCUGGCGUUGGAGAAGUUAUGAAGCAUUUGUCUCUUUAUAUAUUCCAGAAUACCUUUCACUAUAACUCCGAACUUUGGAGCAGUGAGGCAGAAUACAAUUUUCCAGGGGGCAUAACUGGGUUUGAUAACAUUGAAACUAAGCUACCGACCUACUCCAAAACGUCUUUUACCAAAAUCUGUCUGGGUAUGAAGAUCGGUCAGCAGAUCAACUUCAUCUUCAUCAACCAACAAGCUGACUCCCUCUACUCCCUGAUAGCAGACGGACAAUAUCGUGAUACCUCGCUGGGUCGUGACACGUGGAAAUCGCUGAUUGGGAUAAACUCCUCCAUGCAGUUGAAUUGUAACAAGGAAGGGUUCAACGUUGUUUCUACCAAUAUUAGGUUAGCGAAAGCGAGAAUAGGAAUAAUAGGUAAUAACGAAGAUAAUUGCGUGAGUUGUGAUUCUAGAAUCGGUUUUGGAUCAGGAGGAAAGCAUGAUGAUUCAAAUUCAUGCGGAAACGAGGCUGUCUUGCAGACAGAUAAUGGUAACGCGCAUAUCAAGGCCAUGGGGUACAUUUUUGUUCAGUAG